AUGUACUCCAAUAAUGUGAUUGAAAUGUAUAAUAUAAUUAAAGAACAAUUCCUGGAUAUGUAUCAAAGGAAGGUAAAGGAUAAUAUUUGGAAACGCAUUAAAAUUGACCAGUUUUGUACUGAUAAAUACAAAUACAAGAGAACAAUCCAAAAAAUGCAAUUGUUGGAAGUUUGGAGCUUUCGCGAUACUGAUCCAGAAAAAAUAACAUACUCAUUUAUUAACAAAAAAAUUGAAAACACCAUAGAAGAUAACUUAAGGCACUUAUUGUUUGAAUAUAUGAUGUACAAUAACAUCAAACCCUCUUAUUUGAUGGACCCAAAUGAAUAUGUAGAUGCAAUAAUAAACACAAUUAAAAAUAUAAAGAUAAAAAGGGGAAGUAUUGAAGAAAGACUAAAAUUUUGCGACUUUUAUAGAUCAAACUUUCAUCAUCCAAAAAAUUGUCCCAAUAAAUAUAGACUUAAGCCUAGUACAACAAAACCACAAAUUAAUUGGACAAGAGUCAGAAAAAUUGUAUAA
This is a messenger RNA of Arxiozyma heterogenica, 516 nucleotides long. RefSeq lists its product as uncharacterized. The transcript has a single exon. The record is from RefSeq and is a predicted model, not a curated record. NCBI's taxonomy places the organism in Eukaryota, Fungi, Ascomycota, Saccharomycetes, Saccharomycetales, Saccharomycetaceae. Bases 1 to 516 code for a protein of 171 amino acids.